Phymastichus coffea is the source of this 1588-nucleotide messenger RNA. RefSeq names its product programmed cell death protein 2 (gene Zfrp8). NCBI's taxonomy places the organism in Eukaryota, Metazoa, Arthropoda, Insecta, Hymenoptera, Eulophidae. The transcript has 4 exons. The record is from RefSeq and is a predicted model, not a curated record. The coding region runs from base 307 to 1356 and encodes 349 amino acids. Gene Ontology annotation, cellular component: nucleus; cytoplasm.
UAUUUUUGUUCACUCAGUUGUAUAGUACAUAUAUUGAAUUUUAGUACCAUACUAUUAUAGGUUAAAUGAGCGUCUUGGUUUUGACUUUGAGUCUGCACUCUGCACUCUGCUCAACUUGCAUUGUUUGCGAAUUACGUUUGCAUUGUUGAUUGUUUACUCGAAUUCUCACAAGUGUAUACAUAUAUACAUACAUAUAUAGAGUAGUAUACAUGCUGUUUUUCACAUGUUGCUUUUUUGUUAUUAAACUACAAAUAAAUUAACAAAAGUGAAUUUAUCAAAUUAUACAUGAAUUUUUUAUGACGAAAGAUGAAAGAUAUAAUUGAUAUAGGAUUUGCAGAAGAGUGUGAGCCUUGGCGUUUGGAAAGUCGUUUUUUUCCUAGUAAAAUCGGUGGUAAACCAGCUUGGUUAGAUUUACAAAACAUUCCUAAUACAGAACAGUUACAGUGCAAUUAUUGUAAAAAUCCUUGCAUAUUUUUGUGUCAAAUUUAUGCACCUUACGAGGAAGAUCCUAAGGCGUUUCAUAGAACAAUUUAUGUAUUUAUUUGUAAGAAUCCAGAUUGCUGUAAAGAAAAUUCUAAUGGAAAUAUAAAAGUUUUAAGAUCACAGUUGCAAAGAUCUAAUAAAUUUUAUCCACCUGAUCCACCGAUUGAAGAAAAAAAUUGGAGAACUGAUAUAAUUUGUGAUAAAUGGUCCAAAAAUUGUACAAUAUGUGGGAUAUAUUCAUCUAGUCACUGUGGGAAAUGUAAAAAAGUUAAUUAUUGCUGUCGCAUGCAUCAAAUCUUAGACUGGAAAAAUGGUCACAAAGAUGUUUGUGGUAGUGAAAACUCUACAAUUUAUUCACAAUUUUUAUUUCCAGAAUAUGAGCUUGUCAUAGAAAGAGAACGAUAUGAACCAGAAAAUAAAACAGAUACUUCUGAACAAGAAAUGAAAACAUUUCAGAAUCUUAUAGAAUCUGGACAAGCUGGUUCUCUUCAAACAGAAAAAAAUGUUGAUAGUGAUUUAUUACAAAUGGCUAGUGAAAUAGAAGACAAAACCUUUCUGAAAUUUCAAAAGAGAGUCAAAAGUGAACCUGAUCAAGUAAUAAGAUAUAAUAGAGGUGGAAGUCCAUUAUAUAUUUCAUCAAGUCAUCAACCUGCUGAGAUUCCAAACUGUGAGAUUUGUGGAGAAAUAAGACAAUUUGAAUUCCAAGUAAUGCCCCAACUUAUUAAUUAUUUAAAAUUAGAAGAUGUAUUAAAUAGUAUUGACUGGGGUAUUCUAGCAAUAUAUACUUGCAAAAAUUCUUGCAUCCCACAAUCAAAAUAUGUAAAAGAAUUUGCAUGGAAGCAGGACAUAACAAAAGAAAUAAUAACCCAAUAACUUAACCCAAUAAAAUCACUUUUGCCUUCAACAUUUGAUAUUGCAUUAUAAAAAUAUUUAUUAGUAUUUUUGAAGCAGCCACACACUCUACUGCGAAAAUCAGAGAUUAGGGGAGUCAUAUAGAUCACGAAUGUAAAAAAUGAAAUUUACUUUAGUAUUGACUGUCUAUAUAACGGUAUUUAAAUAGUAUCUUAAACAUGUAUCUAUAUUAAAAAAUUUCUUGUAAACUGAA